AUCAUGCGAGGGAGCUUACGAGAAUUAUUUUCUUGGCUUUUUAUUUGGUAAAACCAAGUUCAUCCAAUGUUUUUUGGACAAUAUGGAUCCAACGGACACUAGCAAUGAUUUUCUAGAUCCAUGUGAUUUGGAGGUAUUCAAUGUUAAUUCGAUCACGGACGAGAAACUGCGGUCAGCCACCCUCGAGUCCUUGGAGACAGGCAAGAUCACACCCCUCCUAAAAGAGGAGCUCAAAUGUAGAAUCCUCACGCGCUGUUUGGAAGAAGGAAAAGAGUUAUCUCCUGAAAGGGCCAUCAAAAUACAGCCCCGAAAGGACAAGUUAAAACCAGAUGAGAUGAUGAAGCUGGAAAAAAGGCGGGAACAAAAUCGAAGGGCGGCAAGAAAGUUUCGGAUGAAGAAGCAUAAAACGACAAAAAUAUUACAACAGGAGUCGGAUGUCUUGGAGUGUAAGAACAAGGAUCUCCAAGACGAUAUACAGACACUACUGAAGCAGAAGUUUCACCUACAAAACCUGCUGUCGGAGCACGAGGGAAGGUGUCGACUCACUCCGGUCUCGGAGAGGCUUUCCCCCUUGUCGGAGAGACAUACACCUAUCUCGGAACAGGAUUUGUCUCCCAUGGAUGAUUACCGUAUUUGUCCAAUCGGGACGCACACUUUACCUCCCCAAAAUUUCAACAUGGAGUUACCGUAAAGACAGUAGUGUGACUCUGUAGUAGAGGACUCGCAUAUCAUUUCCCCAUAAAGUCACCGUUUUGUCGAAAUCAUAAAAAGUCGCCCAAAGAUGAUGGCGUCGAAACAUUCGCAUUAUUCGUCUCUUCGAGGAGGUACCGUUAAAGGUAAACGACGAUAUGAGUUUGACAUCUUUCGGCAAAAAUCUCACCAUGUUCAUUAUUAUUCAUAAUCAUACAUAUGUCUGACGACAAAAAAAUGUCCUUUUAUUCCAUAUAUGGACAAAAAUAAUCUGAAAUCUAACCCAUAGACGGAAAUAAGACACUAAAUAUGAUCUCAUACAGAUAUUUUUGGAAUAUCAAACUUUUAUAUGAGAAAACUCUGGUGGGUUUUCCACUUUUUUUAAAGGUUGACGACUUUUUCGUUAAUUAUUUUUAAAUCGCACAAUUCAUUUUUUUCUUUUUAAAUUUAAGUGUAUUGAUGCUAUGCGUAAGAUUUUAGGAGGUGUAUUAUAUACUAUCCACGUGUUUCCGCUUGUGUGGUCUAAUGGAGGGUAAGUGAUGGCGAGCUGUAUUGUAGG
Molecule: messenger RNA, 1249 nt
Organism: Ylistrum balloti
Lineage: Eukaryota; Metazoa; Mollusca; Bivalvia; Pectinida; Pectinidae
Exons: 3
Coding region: 83-691 (202 amino acids)
Biological process (GO): regulation of transcription by RNA polymerase II
Cellular component (GO): nucleus
Molecular function (GO): RNA polymerase II cis-regulatory region sequence-specific DNA binding; DNA-binding transcription factor activity, RNA polymerase II-specific
Source: RefSeq, a predicted model, not a curated record